AACGAUCGUGUUGUUUGAGAAAAGGCGGGCUGUUGUGCCAUCGUUCAGAAACACGCAGCAAACAGGAAACGCGUCUUGUUUUCUUGUGGCGUUGUGAAUUCACGCCAAUGUGUUAAUAAUAAUGUGUUUUUAAAUCUGUGCUUGACAAGAAAAGUUUGUGAAAAUUAUUUUAUUGUUUGCAUUUGUUGCUGUAUUUCGCAUUUUUGAUUUGCAUUCGUUGCUGUUUUUUGCGCAUCAUCAUGAGUUCUUCGCCGCUGUCUCCUUUGUUCUUCCCUCCAUCCGAAACGCUUGGCGAUGAAACGUACUGUCCCAGUCCGACACAGUUGUCGCCAAAAAAUGCGCCAACCCCGGAGGAAUCCAUCAGCCCGGAAACGAGCCCCAAACGCAAUGCUAAAAGGAAAUUGUCCAUAACCGACGGUAAAUGUGUGGCGUGUUUUCUGGAGGUCACAGCGACCAUCUCAUGCUGCGGUUGUUACGACCAGUUUUGUGACCACUGCAUCAGCUUGCUCGAAAGGAAAUGUCCCCGUUGUGUGGCGAAAGCAGCAGCGCCUCCAAAGAUGCCUCCCAACUGUAAAGGCCAUGAUAAGGAAUUGGCCUUUUUCUGCUUGACGUGUGAGACGGAAAUCUGCUCGGAAUGUAUCCUGGAGGCGACUGACCAUAAGAGACACCCAUUCGAUCGUCUGGAAGCGGUCUACCUCGAGAAGAUUGCUGUAACAGAUGACAAGGUUGCCAAAAUCGGUCUGCAGAUCGAAGAGAUUGAGAAAAACACGGAAAUGGCACGGAAAAAUCUAGACCUGAUUACCGCAGUGGGUGAUGCCAUGCUAGCCGAGUUGCAAGCCAUUCACGAUGCAGCCAAAAUGGAAGUGCAGGAAAUCCUGGACGAAAAACGCGAAGAGCUGGAAAAGCGGAUCAAUCUUCCCGAUGAACGGAAGGCACUGGUGAAGAAGCUCCAGGAUGACAUCAAAGCGUUGGGACAUUUUGGGUUCAUCAAGCAGCAGGAACGGUUCAACGAACAGUGCGACGGGCUUUUGGAACAAUGUCAGAAGUUUUCGACGGAUUUGAUUGACCAUUACGAUAUUGGAUGUGAGCUGAUUCCGGCAACGAAAAUGACAACAUACAAAUGCAAUUGGACUGAGGGAAAACAGGAACUGCUGAACAUACUCAUCGACGACAGUACCGGGGAAAGCUGGAAAAUGUCCUUGAUCAAAGGCGAUACGGUUUGUCUCAAGGUUGCUCCGAACGAAAGCAUUCCUGUGAUCACAAGCCACAAAUUCAAAGUGACCACCGAAAUAUCCAAUAACGAUAUUUCCAAAUCGCUCCGAAAGCGAUUUGUAAUUCAACGAAAGAUGUCACAAUUCGAGUUGGCAAAUGUGGAACUGAUAUCUACGGAAGGCUAUUUGGAGGAUGACACAAUGCUGUUCCGCAUCGCCAUUGAGCCGUUGAAUGUAAUCGAAGCCUACGAUCAUUACAAGGAUAAGGUUGCAAUGUUGAGAAGCUCCGUGGAACAGUACAAAAAUUUGCUCAGUGCAUCGAAAGGGGCCUAUGACGCGUUGAAAACUAACACUGAUUGUUUGAAAAGCUACUCUGUGGGAUACUUCGCCCUUGAUUACGGUGCCCUUCAGAGGCAAACUAAGAAUGGAUUCGUCUCUCCGAAUAUUGUCGAUUUCAACGGCAAUGAAUGGAAGAUGGAAAUUAAGUUUGAGCGCGAUGAAUUCAACAAGAUCUUGCUCAGUACUUACGUAUUUCCCGCUCGUUUUGUCAACAGCAGUGAGCAUGCUCGUCGAUGCGCGUAUUUUAUCGAAUUGAUGCAUUCCAACCCGGAUGAGAUUGUUCGUGGUUAUGCGGAGAAUUUGUUCGAAGAAAACGGUUUGGGCCGCGGUUGGAAGGGAUUCAUUGAACGUAUGCGUGUUCUGAAUGAUGUCGGAUUUCUGAGGAAUGGAAAGGUUUGGUUCCGUUACGGUGUACGUCCUUCGGCUUAACUUGGACGAGCAACACCUGUGGUGUUGAUUUUAAAGGUUUUAUUUCAUUGAUUGAUGCCCCAUGUGUGGCGAGUAUGAUUUACACAUAUUUUUUUCUGUUUGUUUUGCAGUCAUGAGUAUGCAAUCACUUGAAUUAUUAGACAGUAAUAAAUCGAUAACAUCCCACUAAUAAAUAUUGUCCUGAGUA
Aedes albopictus (Asian tiger mosquito) is the source of this 2166-nucleotide messenger RNA. RefSeq lists its product as uncharacterized. The record is from RefSeq and is a predicted model, not a curated record. NCBI's taxonomy places the organism in Eukaryota, Metazoa, Arthropoda, Insecta, Diptera, Culicidae. Gene Ontology annotation, cellular component: aggresome; peroxisome. The transcript is spliced from 5 exons. Gene Ontology annotation, biological process: negative regulation of centriole replication; protein autoubiquitination. Bases 240 to 1979 code for a protein of 579 amino acids. Gene Ontology annotation, molecular function: ubiquitin protein ligase binding; ubiquitin protein ligase activity; zinc ion binding.